Spodoptera exigua (beet armyworm) is the source of this 1458-nucleotide messenger RNA. The record is from the annotation of a GenBank genome assembly. Lineage: Eukaryota; Metazoa; Arthropoda; Insecta; Lepidoptera; Noctuidae.
AUGCACAUAAGUACGUACAUCAUACUGAUGUGCCUCGGCUCCGUUCAGCUCGAUCAACUGAAAGAAAUACUGGAAAAGGCAGAGUUAGAGAUCUACAUUGAAGAAACAAUCCCAUCUGUGAACCCAAGGUACAAGCUGCAUUACCACAUCACCCCACCUGUUGGCUGGAUGAACGGACCAAAUGGUUUCGCGUUCUACAAAGGAGAAUAUCAUCUGUUCUAUCAAUUCUACCCCUACGACACGCAGUGGGGACCCAUGCACUGGGGUCACGUCUCGAGCCCCAACCUAGUGGACUGGAAAACACUCCCCACAGCACUACGGCCGGGCAACGAACAAUGUUUCUCUGGCAGCGCUAUAGACAACGAUGGCAUCCUGGUACUCCUGUACACAGCUCACCAAUCAAUUGAAGACUCACCUUUCUACAACGAAUCACAGUUCAUGGCGUUCAGUAUCGAUGGGCUUGACUUCCACAAGUACAAAGGCAAUCCGGUUAAUAUAUUUCCUCCAACGGGCACUCAAGAUUUUAGAGAUCCUAAAAUUUGGAAGAAUGGAAAUUACUGGUAUGUGGUCCUCGGUAGUAAAACUGCUGAUCACCGAGGAGCAGUACUCUUGUAUAGAUCUAAAAAUUUACUCAGUUGGGAAUUCAAAAGUGUUCUAGCGGAAUCCAAUGGCGGUUUAGGCUACAUGUGGGAGUCUCCAGAUUUGUUUGAGAUUAAUGGCAAGUUUAUUCUUUUAAUUUCCCCGCAAGGUAUGGUCAGCCGCGGGGAUAGGUUCAAGAACACAUAUCAAACUGGAUACAUUGUUGGGAGUUUCAGUUACGAGACAUGUCAAUUUAAACCCGAGAUUAACUUCCAGGAAUUAGAUUACGGACACGACUUCUAUACGACACAAACAACGGAAACAAAUGGCAAAAGAUACCUAGUGGCUUGGUUCGGUAUGUGGGAGUCUUUGCAUCCUGAAGAUAUUGAUGGCUGGGUUGGAGCUAUGACUCUCAUUAGAGAAUUGGACCUCGUCGGGAGUCGAAUCCUAAUGAAACCUGUUGAAGCUAUCACUAAACUAAGGCAAGAAACUAUCUUAGAAGGAGAAUUUCACCAUAAUUCUACCAUUGAAUUUGAGAAGGCUGGAGAAGUCAUUGUGAACAUUGACUUGAGUGAGAACAUAGAGCUGGAAUUUGUUGGGAAUAAUGGUGGGGACAGGACUUCUCUGCGGUGGAGCGUGGAUGACGGUAAGGUCGUGUUGGACAGAGCUGGAGAAGUCCGACAAGGUAUAUGGGAGCCACUGGAUACCAUUACUUGGCGGAUCUUCGUAGAUGCAAGUUCUAUUGAGGUAUUUUGUGGUGAGGGGGAACUGGUGUUCAGUUCUAGGGUUUAUCCUAAUGGUAACUGGCGGGUUAUAAACAGAGGCACUCAAGCUCUGCAUGUGGUGGCUUAUACGUUAAAAAGAUUCCAAAAUGAGUGA